AUGAAUAAGCUGGAUCAGAAAAUGGAGGCAUUGCAGGUAAAGCUUAAAGAAACUCAGGAUGCAAUGGCAACAAAUCUUUACAGCACACAGCUGAUUGUAGAAGAGAAAGAGAUAAAGCUGGAACUGGAGAAAUGGGCUAUAAUUCAGGAGAGAGUCCUUAGACAAAUAUCCAGAGCUGUAUGGAUCACACGGGGUGAUUCAAACUCUAAGUUCUUCUAUGCUCAACUUAAAGCAAGGCAGUCCAAAAAUAAUAUUGAUACUAUAUGCAAUGAGCAGGGAGUUAAGCUAACAGAUCCAAAGCAAAGGGACCAACAACUGAUGUUGAUUCAACCAGUCACAAAAGAGGAUGUCCUACAGGCAUUGAAAGAGUUACCAAAUGAUAAGGCUCCGAGGGUGGAUGGAUUUAACGCAGAAUUUUACAAAGAAAAUUGGUAUGUAAUAGGGGAGGAGGUGAGCAUGGCUGUUCUCCAGUUCUUUGACUCUAGGAAAAUGCUAAAAGAAGCAAAUUGCACCACUCUCAACCAAGUGCCAAAAGUAACCAACCCUACUGAUUAG
Molecule: messenger RNA, 555 nt
Organism: Nicotiana attenuata
Lineage: Eukaryota; Viridiplantae; Streptophyta; Magnoliopsida; Solanales; Solanaceae
Exons: 2
Coding region: 1-555 (184 amino acids)
Source: RefSeq, a predicted model, not a curated record